UUCAGGAACAGGGCUGACUUUCAAGGAAACAGCUGGGAAAUCCUAUUCAAAGAAAUGUUUUCCUUUGUGAUCCUAUUUUUUGCUCUGUGGUGUCCCUCAUCUAGUCAGAACCAAGAUGAAUAUGAUGACCUCAUUUUCUUCAAUUUUGACAAUGAAGUAGAAAGUGUAAUUCCUGCAACGGAAGAAGCUAUUUCGUGUGAUUGUCAGCGUGAACAUACAGAAUGGGACAAACUCUUCAUCAUGCUUGAGAACUCCCAGAUGAAAGAGAAUAUGCUGCUUCAGUCCCUGGAUGAAAUCCUUAAGGUGGAGCUGCAAACAAUGAGAGGGGAAAUGCUCCAGUUUGUGGAAAACUUUGCUGGCACAUGCAUCACAUCCAUUGAAAAAGCUUCCUCCCAGAUCUUGAGCCAAAUGGCUCAGAUGCUGGCAAAGAACAGCAGAGAAGUUGAGGAUCUUCCGGGGAUGCCUCAGGAUUCUAUGCAAGGAAAGAUCCUCAGUGAGAUUGUGCAGCUGAGCCAAAACAUGUCCAACAGACUGAACCACCUGGAGCAUGCUUGGCAGAGGACAGCUGAGGUGAAUGCACAGCAUCGGGGCUUUCUGCAGAGAGAUAGGUCCAGCUACACUGCAAGUGGGGGUGAUUUUAUUCUGAACUCGCUGUGGAAAGAACUGCAGGAAACAAAAGCUGAACUGAAAGAAUCCCCAAAAAGGACCACACAGAACUUAUUGCCAUUUGGUUGUGAGGCAGCCCUUUUAUUCCCAAUGCGUUCCAAAAAGAUCUUUGUCAGUGUUCACCCAACUUCUGAAAUGCGGCUCUUCUCCUUUACCACCUGCACAUGGGUUAAAGUGACCGAAAUCCUGGACAAAACUAUUGUGUUCUCAUAUGGAACAAAGCGAAAUCCCUAUGAAAUCCAGCUCUACUUGAGCUAUGACUCAGCUGUUCUUGCUGUAAAUAGUGACCACAAGAUAACUGCCCAAAAUAUCAUCUCUUCUGGACAGUGGACUCACCUUUGUGGCACUUGGAGUUCAAUUAAUGGAAGUACUUCAUUGUGGAUAAAUGGAAAGGUUGUGGCAGCCUCCUCAGAAAUUGCUGAGGACCACAUCAUUCCUGAUGGCGGAAUUUUGCAGAUUGGCCAAGAAAAGAAUGGCUGCUGUGCUGGAGGUGGUUUCAAUGAAUCUUUAGCUUUUUCUGGGAAAAUAACUGGUUUUAAUAUGUGGAACAGAGUCCUCAGUGACAAAGAGAUAACAAGAGAGUCUGGAGAAGAAUCCUGCAACAUCCGUGGCAACUUAGUUGGGUGGGGGGUUACAGAGUUUCUGCCUCAUGGAGGAGCUCAGUAUAUUUUUGGGCUCUGAACUAAUGCUCUUCAAAAGUCUAUAUAAAGUCAUCUAAAGAAGGAAUCUAAGAAACCCAAAUAUUUAAAAUUCUUAGGGCUCAUCAUAUAAUACAGCUUCUACAGGCAGGCUGCUUUAAAUCUCAAUAGAAAAGCAGUGAUAUGAAGAAAAAUGCUUAAUUCAUGAGGUGCCACUUACGUCCAGUUCACACAAGAACCCAUGAAUGAGGCGCCAUGUGGCAAGAAGCCUCCAUGUGACUGUAGCAGCUGCAGCUACCUCACUCCAAUUUCCCUGUUCUCCUCUGUUGUUCUUAAUCCAAGAAGAAAAAGUUGCUGCCACAGGGAGGGUAAGUGGGUGAACCCUUGAGAGAGGGUUAGAAGAUAGCAGCUACUUGGUCUGACAAGCAGAGAGGUAAGUCAGUGGGAGGCCUUCUCACCACAUGGAAACUCAUUCACAGGGGCAUAGAAACAGCCGUCAAAGGAAUCAAUUUAAAAUGGCUUCCAUAUGGCAGCCAUACUAUGUGCUCUUUAAUAUAUCUCAUUAAGAAUUAGUACUGUAAGCAGGUAGCUCUAAACUGAGGUAUGGAUGCAACAUUGCUUCAGCAAACAAAAUUAAAACAUAAUCAAAAGUAGUUUUUGAUCAUAUUCAAGAAUUAUAGUGGAAUAACAAUCCUUAAUGCAGAGGCUGCUCUCACUUGUAGCAAUAGGUGUCAUUUGCGGAUAUCUGGGGACAGAAUUUGGCUCAAGAACUUUCCUCAAUUAAAUGUGUGCAGACAAAUGGCUGGAGCUCUUUUUCCACAGAACUAAUAUUAUGCUGUCUUCUGGAUAUCCUUUGUUUGUAGAUUUGAUAUUAGUAAUGUGAAUUUUGCAGAU
Rhineura floridana is the source of this 2198-nucleotide messenger RNA. RefSeq names its product pentraxin 3 (gene PTX3). The transcript is spliced from 3 exons. Gene Ontology annotation, molecular function: complement component C1q complex binding. Lineage: Eukaryota; Metazoa; Chordata; Lepidosauria; Squamata; Rhineuridae. Gene Ontology annotation, biological process: innate immune response. The record is from RefSeq and is a predicted model, not a curated record. Bases 55 to 1347 code for a protein of 430 amino acids.